Xyrichtys novacula (pearly razorfish) is the source of this 12865-nucleotide messenger RNA. The record is from the annotation of a GenBank genome assembly. Lineage: Eukaryota; Metazoa; Chordata; Actinopteri; Labriformes; Labridae.
ACCAUACUUGUUGUGUUUGUUUUAGUGAAAGCAAAGAUGGCGAACGAACUAGACCGAGUGCGAAUCUCAGCUGCGGAACUCCGAGCUGAAGCGUCGAAUUCAGUCAAUAUAACUGACUGCCAUAAAGGUGAGAGGAACUGAACUUGGUCAUUUGAAGGGGUCAAUACUCGGGAAAGUCGUUAGAUUAAGUGUAGGCGUAUGCGAAGUGAACUAAAAGUAACCUGAGGAGUUGCUAAGUUUGUAACAAGCUAAUGUUGUUAGCUAGCUAGCGCUGUGCUCUGUGGUCCGCGCGGUCUGUUUUAAACGCCCCCUUCACGAAACAACGACGGAGGGUUAAAGUUUGGCUUUGAAAUGAAUUUAUUUCAUCUAGAUAUUGUUGUAUCCUUCUGCAGCAUAUGAUAUAUACUGACUCGAUUACGGAUAUUUGUUCAGAGUAUGCAUUUAUUUAAACGUAGUACGAUACAGUUCAUCACGUUAUUUUAACGAAAAUCAACGUUAAAAAAAAUCAUCCAACGUCUUUAAGAUCUUCAGUUUCAUUUGUGUCGAUAGACUUCUGAGAGUUUUUGAUUGAAAGCUUUAAAAUGUGUUAUGAAAAACUGUGUUAAAACAACAAAGUGCUGAAAGUAUCGCAGAUUCAUCCGUCCAUAUGCUGAGACAAUGAGUACCGUACAUCAAAUGCUCUUAUGUACCGAGACUUUUCUUACCCACAAAAGUACCUCUAUAAAGACCUUGUUGUGCCGUAUCACCCACAGUAAAACAACUAACCACAGCACCAUGGACACUUAGUAAUAGGUUUUUGUUAGUUUGUUUCAAAUAAUUGUUAAAGUUGGAUUGUUAAUGGUUUGCUUCAGAGCUGAAACGUGUCCUAAAUCUUUCACUCCCCUAUUGUAUGGCUACGAAGUGGUCAAAAUAUUAGGGACUCCCUUUAAUAUAAAACAAUCUCAUUUAACACCACUUCAUACUAUGUCUGAAAUAAUAAAUAUAAAGUGCAACAAUAACCCUAACUUAUUAUGCCAACAUAAAGGGAAAUUUUAGAAGCUAAUUAAGAGCAGAGUUUGCUGUGGAGCUGUUGUAUGAAACUGCGUGAGAUUGCCCAGGUGCUCACAAUGUAGGCUGGUUUAUAUAGAAACGGUCAAAAUAUUAGAAACCUGUCAUUGUACUGGGUGACAAAGUCAGUCUUGAUAAACAAUGUGGAUAUAUUUUCUUUUAAAUUUCUUUUAUCUGUCAUCUCUUAUCUCUUUUACCUCUACCUUAUUUCGGCUUUACUGUCUUUUUAGCUUUUGUUAUACUUGUACUCUUUUCUCAAUGAACCUUUUAGGCCUUUUAUUGUUUUAUCUCUUGCUCAUUUCUGUUGCUCUAUUUUAUCACAACUAUUAUUAGCAAUAUAACCUGUUAUUAUUUUAUUAUCAUUGUUGAUAUUGCCUUUUAUAUUUACUAUCCUGUUUCUGCUUUCAUCCCCCCUUUUAAUUGCAUUUUCCUUUUUUCUUAACUAUUUUAUGUUGUUAUUUUGGUCCUCAUGGUCUCAUGUUACGUUGCAUGGUUCUUGAAUUGUCGGAGUUCCUUAUGACAUGAAAAUGGCCUUCAGUUACAUUUUAACUGAGGUUUUUGUUUUUAUCUGUCCUUUUCUGUGUGCUCUAUGACUACAUGUCAAAGCACUUUGUAAAAUUCUGUUUUUUAAAAGUGCUAUACAAAUAAAGUUAUUAUUAUUAUUACUUGUUAAACUUGUUAAAUUUGGUCUAUUCUUUGAACUUUAUGCCAAUUGCAGCCUUUACUUGUAAAGCACAAGUGUGGCAAAAUUAGCCAAUAUUUCUUUUGAGUUGCUAAAUGACCUUGUAUUUUUUUUUUCUACAGGAGAGCAACAUGUAAAUAAACAACACAAAAAACGUGAAGGGAAGCGUCCUGAUAUGCAGCGCUACCAGCCAGUUCCUGGACAUGGACGGCGCCGCUGUGAGAGUGAGGAGGGAGAAGCCGGUCACAGUGAUCCUUUGACUGCUGAUUCAUAUGAGCAUGAUCAACCCUCUCAGCAUGAGAGAAGGAACGUCUCGGAAAAAGUUUUUGAGAGACAGGGGUGCACAGAUGGCGGGGUGGAUGCUGACCAUAUGGAAGAUAACAGGAUGAGAGGUGAUGGCGGUGGAACUCAAAACUGUAAUAAAGGAGGUGAUGGGUGUCAGAGUAAAACUGAAGCAAAUCUGGGGAAAUGCCUCGCUGAAAAUGACAGGGAACAACAGGAACCUGCUGGAGCGGCAAAGCCAACAAAAAAAGCUCGCAAACCAGACAGAGAAUUUUAUCAACCUGGGAGCCGGAGGAAUAUUCAUGGGAAGGACUGUGGAGUAGGAAGCGAGCAGGAUAAACCUCCCCCGAAGAAGCAUGACCAGAAAAGUGAGCAAGAGUCUCAGCUGAUUUCAGAGGACAAGGAGGAGAACAAAAAAACUUGUACACAGAAGCAGGGACGUAAAGACAGAGAAGUGAAAGGCAUGCAGGGAAAUGUCAAACAGGUUAAAUCCAGUGAGACCAACAAAAAGCAUGGAAGCAGGGAUGUGAACAAGCCUCCUUUACCCUCUGAUUCCUCUGUGGAAAAAAUAUCUGUCAAAAUAGAGAAGCUCAGUGUAAAAGAAAAGGAUAACGCUGGGUGUGAAGGUGAUGUUGAGGAGCUUAGUUGCAGGAGCGGGGAAACAACUGACAAAAAAGGUAGAGUUCAGGGAGGAGGCUCAAAAGAGGAAGAGGAGAAAGAGAAGGUAGAGAAGAGGAGGGAAAGGGGAAACCGCAGGAGAAGAGCAGGAGAGAAGGAGAAAGAGAAGAAUCAGGAUGCCAGUCGAGCAGAGAAUAACGUGGGUGGUGGAGGGAAGGGGGAUCGAAGGAAAGCUGAAAGAGACAGGAAGGCAUCAGAGACUGAUAAAGAUAACAAACCAGGUAAACAAGGAGAGACACAUCAAAGCAAAAGCAGAGAGGAACGAAGAGAAAACAGAAGAGGUGACAACAACAACAACCGGUCGAGAGAUGCUGAGAAAGAUGCUAGGACACAAAGAAAUGUAGACAAGGCUGUAGAUAGAGGAGACAGAAACAAACCCAGUGCAAACAUCAAAACCCCGACCUCAAAACGCUAUUCCAAAUCAGAUAUUAGGCGCUCACGGAAUCGAACUUACAGCAGUAGUUCAGCCAGCAGUGUGACUAGCCUGGACGGCCCUGGACGAGGAAUGGAUGUGGAUGGUACCAAGUGGCUCUGCUUUGAGUCAAGGCUGAACAACAAAGAAAGUACGGCCAAUUGUGGAGAAGGAAGAAAGAGUCAUCUGCAAAGCUGGACAGCCAAGGGUGAGUCUUCUACAGAAUCCCUCGAAGGGAGUGAGUAUAGCGACGUAGCAGAAGAUAGAAGGAGGAGGAGAAGAGGUGGGGAAGAAGAGCUGAGUUCAGAGAGGCGAAGGGAGGAAAGGAACAGAUCAAAGGGAAACAAAGGUGAAUGUAGGGGAAUUCUCAGGGUUUCUCUUGAAAAACAGUCGGGUACCUCGUCACGCGGCGGUGCGGCACAACAACACUCUCAAAGCCCGCUUCCACGUGGGAGAGGUGGAGGCAUUCUGGUGCUUCCAACUCGAACAGACGUGUCCCAUUCACAUGAGGUCGGGCAAAGGCUUCUCUUUGGUGGAAUAAGAGGAGGAGCGGCUGGCAGGAGUAGAGGAGGCAGAGGGGGAGGAAUGAGACGCCUCUGGGAUCCAAAUAACCCUGACCAGAAACCUGCUCUCACCAACACCCAGUCCUCACAGCACUCAUCCCUUCAGCAGCCGGUUUAUCUUCAGACAGGGACUGGAUAUGGACAGCUUCACUUUCUGGACACAGAUGAUGAGGUUGCAGGCAGUCCUCCGGGUGUCCCACAGGGUGAGAACUUUCGAUCCAAACAAGCUGCUAUAGCCUACUACAAAUUCCAAAAAUCGGACAAUCCCUACUUCUACCCAAUGCCCACUGGCAACCCACAUAACCCUGGUAAUUCCACUGGCCAGCGGUAUCCAUAUCCUUAUCACAUGGGGCCAUAUCAAAUGAGCCCCAGUAAUGGUUUGUACUCGGGCCCUGGAGUAAAUCAGUUCUGCGGGAGUUACAAAAGUGCAGGUUAUUCCCAGACAGCUUCAGGAGCUGGUUUGUCUGCAGAAGAGGCAGAGCAACAAGCCCGGGGGGAGAUGGGGAGGCUGCUGAGGGCCGCGGACGCACAGGAGCUGCAGCUUAGUAACCUGCUGUCCAGAGACCGAGUGAGUGCAGACGGUUUGGAUCGCAUGGCUCAGCUCAGGUAAGGGUUAAUAACUGGAGUAGACAGAAAACUUAAAAUAUUUUUCUGUUGUUUUAAAUUCCUUGUUUGGCUGUCUGCUUCCCCUUGAGUCUCUCUGAUGAUGAACUUUACGAGACUGAGCGCUGUCGGCAUACUUUGUGAAAAGCAUCAUCCCGCUGUGCUCUGUGUUCUAGAGCUGACCUUUUGGGGCUGUACGAGCAGGUCGUCCUGACAGACAUCGAGUUCUCAGACUCUCAGAACGUGGAUCAAGCUUUGUGGAAGAAUGUCUUUUACCAGGUCAUAGAGCGCUUCAGACAGCUACUUAAAGAUCCCACUCAUGACAACACUCCUCAUAUCAGGAACAUGCUGCUUACGCUGCUUGAUGAGGUGAGGCAUGUUCUCUUUAUAUUGAGAAAAGGGGUUUAUAAUACUACCUUUGGGCAUAUUGGGAAAGAUGUGAAGCUAUAUUUGGACGUACAGUUUUGACCUUCCCUUGAAUACUGUUAUGUUUAAGGUCUAAUCAUUGGUCCUCAACAGUUUUAUGGUUCCAGCAUCGUUUUGGAUUUCUGUGGUAAUCAUUGUCUGUGUUUUGCAGGGAGCCUUGUUCUUUGAUGCACUGCUUCAGAAGCUGCAAACAGUCUAUCAGUUUAAGUUGGAGGAUUAUAUGGAUGGCAUUGCUAUCAGGGCUCGUCCAUUACGCAAAACGGUACAGCAGUAUUCCUUUGCAUUUUUAUCUCUACCUUUCAUGUGAUUUUAUUGAUGAAAUAAAAAAAAUCUUAAAAUCAUGUCUAACAGAAAUUUUAUGAUACUACUGAAGGGGGGAAAAAAACUUAUUUCAAAAUAACAAUACAACAGUCACACAACCUCUAAUGCUGAGACAGAUGCUGUUGGCAAAUGUAUUGCUUAUAACUUGUGCUAGUUUACACCUCUGACCUAACAAAACCUUUGAAGUUGUGAAAUGUGAAAAGUUUUUCUCGUGUCUGGCUCUCUCAGGUCAAGUACGCACUCAUCAGUGCUCAGCGCUGUAUGAUAUGUCAGGGAGACAUCGCACGUUAUAGGGAACAGGCCAGUGAUUCAGCCAACUAUGGCAAGGCUCGCAGGUAGAGUGCAGUUUAUAACUCUCUUGGUAUUGACAAUAUUUCUGCCCUGAAGCCACAUUAUGUCACAAGGUCACACAAAAUGAAGCUUUUUAAAAAGAUUAAUGCUUCUAUCUUCUUAUCGUAUUUUGUCUCAGCUGGUACCUGAAAGCCCAGCAGAUUGCCCCCAAAAAUGGACGGCCGUACAACCAGCUGGCCCUGCUGGCUGUCUACACAGUAAGGAGAUGAUUUUUGUUUGUUUAUGACAUCUUGUCUAUUUACUUGAACAUCUUUGGAAUUGAAAAUGUGACUUUCCUCCCUUUUCUCCCUUUUACAGAAGCGGAAGUUGGACGCUGUGUAUUAUUACAUGCGCAGCCUGGCAGCUUCUAACCCCAUCCUGACUGCAAAAGAAAGCCUGAUGAGUCUCUUUGAGGAAGCCAAGAGAAAGGUAGGACAGACGCUUCGGUAAUUAAUUUUCCUUAUGAGCACGCCAAGUUCUAGUACACCUGUUGAUUGUAGUGUGGCCUUAGGCAGCAAAAGAGCCACAUGUUCAAAGGCUUUGUACUCGCAGGCGGAGCAGCUGGAGCAAAGGAGGAAACAAGAGCAUGAAGGAGGCUCCAGGGGUCCAGCGGUAAGAGGAAGAGGAAGAGGGGAAGAUGGAGCACGUGUAGAGAUUUGGAUUCGCCCCAGCAGACAAGCGUCAACCCCGUCCUCACAGAGAGGAGGAAGUGAAUCGAGCAGAGACUCCGAACAGGACGGAGAGCUGGGCAAUCUCAGUGCUAGUGAUGUAAGAUCCUGGACUUUUGUUUUUACUUUACUUUCUUCCUACUCAAACACAAAAGUCUUAAUUCACUCUUUCUCAUUCCUUGACAUAAAAUGUAUCAAAUAAUAGUGGUAGAUUUAGCAGGUUUGAUAAUGUUGAUGUUUUUUAAACACAUAUUCUGCCUGCAUAUGUUCUGAAUUAGUCAACAGCUUCAUUCCCUCUCUCCCUUUGAAUGUAAUCUGCUGGUCAGCUGUUGUAGCUCCGUUGUUUACCCUUAAUUCAGACCUUCGCCCUUUUUUCCCCGUUGUUAUCUAAUUAAUAUUUUGAUAAUUUUUGGGCCUUUGUUGCCGUUUACUCAUCCUUUGUUUUCAUCAACGUUUCUUUGUUCAAAGAAUUUCAAACCGCCUCGUUUCUCCUUCUUCUCUAGUUAUUUGGCUCUUUGAGGUUUAUUUUUAUUUUCCCAGCAAUGAUUCAUCAUCCAUUUAUCAAAAGGAACAAGACUUUUUCAGCACAUAUUGUUCCUUCUCAAGAAAAAGUCCCUGCAGCGUUUUACCAGAGCAAGAACUUUUAUUUAUCCACUUAACCAUUAGAGUUAUGGCUUGGAACAAUGGCAAAGAAUACGCUUAAAAAUCUCUUUACUGCAGUCCAAAGCUGCCAGAACGUACUUCAUAUCUCCCAGUUCAUAAUAAUUCAGAAGACCUGCUCAGUCACGGUUCAAAGCAUGUGCUGUGAUAAAUGCUACAUGUUGAGUUUGGAGUCCUUCAUAAGUUGUUCACUUUGGUGUUGCUGAACAAACAAAAGCCUGAAAGAAGCAGCUUCUGCAAAAGAUGCUUUCAGGAGUGGAAGAUUACAGGUUUCUAUACUGCUGUUCUCUUGUUUACUUUCCUGUACAGAUUGCUUUUUGUCUGUAGUUUAUAUGAUAAGAAACCCAAAUAUUACCAGUAAACAAAACAAAGGAAGUCUGUUUUAGUCGCUCACCAAAGUACUCUGUGUCUCAUUAAUGAUGAGACAUAGAUGUGUAUUUUAUUUGUUACUUCUAAUUGAAGUCGCCUGUCAGUUCAAUUAUCACAACAUUUGCAACUUUAGCUCCUCCCCACAUCUGUCCUUGCUCUUCCAUGUUUCUUGUUAAACCUUUUUAUGCUAAAUUUGACUGUUGCCAAACAAUUAAUGACUCCUCUUUUAUUCUUUCUUUCAUGUGUUUUUAUCUGCAGCUACAUAAAAGGUUCAUUCUGAGCUUCUUGCAUGCACACGGAAAGCUCUUCACCAAAGUGGGGUGAGUGAUAUCUUAUGCGGUCUGGCUCUUAAAAUGCUAUAUAAGUGUGGAUAUAUUCUAAUGUUUCUGUCCUGCAUUCACAGCAUGGAGUCUUUUCCUGAAGUGGCGAGCCGUGUUCUGCAGGAGUUCAGGACACUGCUUCAGCAUGGCCCUUCCUUACUAGGCAGCACACACAUGCUGAAGAUCAUUACCAUCAACAUGUUCACCAUACACAACGCCAAUAGCAGAGGUAAUUCUAUGAAACAUUGCCUUUGACAUUUUCAACAAGUCUUUAUUGCUUUACGCUGAUUAAAGCUGAUUUAAAUUUCUCUCUCAUUUGUCAGGUGAAGAAGGUGAAGUAAGGUCUGUUUUGCAAGAGCAAAGCACAGCCCUGGGCCUGGGCAUGUUUGCACUGUUGGUGCAGCGCUGCACAGAGCUGCUCAGAGACACUCCUGCAGGUACACACACUAUGGGCUUUCUAAGUAUUUGAUCAGUGGGGUUUCAUUACAUCAGGUGAAAAGCUCAACGUCAGGAUUAUUGAACUGUCACCGAUGAUUAGUGGAAAAAUUCAUAGAGCUGACUACUUUAUUGAAUAAUGCAAGUCAGUGCUGUUGUCUUUAAUUUUUCAUCUACUUGGUUAAACAGAAAAGACAACGAUCUUAAGAAAUUUUCUUCCCAAAUUGUUUUCAAGUGCUAAUUGUAAAAUUACAUAUAAAGAAAGAAUUAAAAGAGUAAAUUUACAAGAUUUGUGAAUCUUUUUGAUUACAAAAUAGAUGACGCGUGUCACCGAAUUUGUUGUCGUAUCUUGAUGACUUGAAGUUGCGAUGAAUGAUGCUAAUAAAACACAGAAUUAUUUCAACAUUUUGCGAAUCUCUGUCCCAACAGAUAGUCCCAUCAAAAAUUUGCAGUGUUUUUAAUUUACUUUAACAUCACUUCAAUGUUAAAUCAGUUGUUUGUGUUUAUAGUGUUUUAAACAAACAAAAACCUUGUUUCCACUUUCAGAUCCAGCUGCAAUGGCUGAUGGAGAAGAGGAAGGUAAAGGGGAGGAGCUGGAGGGUAUGGUGCGAGUCUCUGCUUUUCUAUUGGACCUGAGGGAACUACUGCCAAGCAUUAAAGUCUGGUCAGACUGGAUGUUGGGACACCCGGAUUUGUGGAACCCACCACCUUCCAGCAUAGAGUGAGGAACCUCUACUCACUGAUUUCUUUGGUUUCUUCAACCACAAGAAAGAAUUAAAAACACUGUUUAUUAUUUAGAAACUGUUUUUAUUUUUCCUGAACUUCUGAGAAAUAACUGAGUGUUUAGCAUUUCUCCACAAGGCUUACAAAUGUGUGUCUGACAGAAAAAAUGAGAGAUGAUAGCUGUGAAAGUAGACUGAAACUAAUCUAUUGAUUCAUGACUGGGUUAUUACACCAUAUCAGUCAGAAUGUUGUUUUAAUUAAAAUAUAUAGAAGUUCCAACUUCAAAUCACUGUCUUAGACUAAUCUGCAAGCUCUGUUUACCAAGAUACUCACCAUCACUUAUGGCUUGUCUUUCUCCCCAGCGGCUGCCCGGAUGUUUGGCAGUGCCUAGCUGACCUAUGUAACGUGCUCGCAUGUGUGGACCACGAGGAAGUACCGCUGUACAAAGCCGACACUGACGAAAGCGAGGGAGACGAGGAGUUGACUGUGCUGCAGCUGAAAGAGGACAGGCUCCUUGCUGGUUUCGUGCCUCUGCUGGCUGCUCCCCAGGAGCCCUGUUACACCGACAGACAUACUGAAAUGGUGAGUGAAAAGAAAUGAUUUCUUUGCUCACCUUCAGACAUGCUAGUUUAAUCGCGGUCUUCUUGUUCUGAAGCACAUGUCUCCUUCAUCCUCUUUCCUCAGGCAAUAGCCGCAGAUUGCAAGAGAGUCACAGUGCUCAAGUAUUUUCUGGAGGCUUUGUGUGGACAGGAAGAGCCUCUGUUGGCUUUCAAAGGGGGCAAAUACAUCUCUGUGGCUACUGCUCCACUACCAUCAAACAACUCCAUGGAUACAAGGAGCAGGAUGGAUUCUCUCACUGAGAAAGAGGUGGGGGAAUUCUUUGUCCUUUCUGUCUUACAAGAUCCCCUUCCUGUUUUCAUGACCUGAUAACACAAAAUUAUGUAAAUGAAUUUAAACUGCGGUUCAGAAGAGCAAAAGUUUCUACAUCAAAAAUGGGUCUCAUCUUUUCCUUUUCUGUUUGGCAGGCUGAUGAUGUGAUAGUCGAGGCAGAAUCCUCCCUCUCUGCAUCAGAAGAAGACGAGGAUGCUGAGGAGGCGGGAGACAGCGAGAAUGACAUAAGACAGUUAAAGGCUCGUCGUCACGUUCUUGCCAACAAACUGGCACAGCAACAAAAGCGCAGAGAUAAGAUACAGGUAACAGGCAUGCUGUACGAAUGAUUAUUUGAAUGAAGACAUGAUUUGGAAGUGGAAUAUGUCUUUUUAACAUCCUGUAAUUUUAGUGAGAGAUCAGAAAAGGAUGGAAAAUCACUUAAGUCAAAUUACAGCAGCUCUAAAGGACAUCCAGAAUCUUUUUUAAAUGAGUUACAUUCAAAUGCAUUUUAAGUACAUCAAACUUGUUUGUGUGUUUCAGGCGGUGCUGCAGACCAGUGGGCAGCUGGAGCUGGAAGUGAGGCCUCUUUUCUUGGUUCCAGAUACAAACGGGUUCAUUGAUCACUUGGGAGGGCUGAAAAAACUCCUUCAAUGUGGAACAUACAUCAUAGUUGUGCCCCUCAUUGGUAAGAAAGAAAAGAAAAGCUGAAAUCUAAAGUCUGCUUUGUUAAGGUGUGCUCACGCCGUGAUCUGUGAUCUCCCACAGUGAUCACAGAGUUGGAUGGCCUAGCAAAAGGCCAGGACAACUUUGGCGGAGGAGUGGGGUCAGGAGGCCGCAACGCUGGAAGUCGCAGCAACUAUAAUGUUAGUGCGAGCCAUGUACAGGCAGUGCAAGAGAAGGCUCAGCUGGCAGUCGCCUUCCUGGAGAAAGGGUUUGAAGCCAGGGAGCCGUGCCUCAGAGCCCUGACGAGCAGAGGAAGUCAGCUUGAGUCGAUUGCCUUUCGCAGCGAAGACACCACUGGACAGCAGGUGAAAAAAUAGAGUAGAAAAAAAUUACCAAAAGUGUAUAUUUUUAAUCUUUAUUAGAUUACAUUCAGGUUAUGUGAUUUCAGACUUCACAGUGGGCUACAGUUUUUCACUUGCUUAGUUUCUUUUUACCCUCAGGGCAACAACGAUGAUGUGAUUCUGUCCUGCUGUCUCAACUACUGCAAAGACAAAGCCAAAGAUUUUAUGCCUCAUCAGAGAAGUACGCAACAUUGACAGUUUUUCAUUUCUACUUGUGUUCCACUGUCCUUUACAAACAAGAUUUUAAAAUACUUUGCGUAACUUAUGUCACUGUCCUUGUCAAAUACAGAUGGGACAGUGAGGCUCUUCAGGGAGGUGGUUCUCCUCACAGAUGAUCGCAACUUGCGUGUCAAAGCGCUGACCCGCAACGUCCCCGUACGAGACAUCCCUGCUUUCCUCAGCUGGGCCAAAGUGGGCUGAAACGGGCACCGCUGGAAUCAAAGGAACCCAACCGCUGAAGCCUGCUUGCCACUCAGCCAGGGGAGGAGACACACUUGGGGAGAAUAAGAGAGAGAGAGAGCGAUAACAGGGGAGAGGCAAUGAUAGAGCCAAGAACCACCUUCGUAUGGAACAUAAGCAAAUGAAGUGACAGCAAGGUGGUUUCAUGGAGCUUAUUCCCCCACCCUCCCUUGUGAUGAAGUGUGUGUAUGUAUGUGUUAAGAUCAGCGAGCUUCCCCAGAAGAAGACAGGGAGACUUGAUAAGUCUCAGAAAGGCUGGAUUAGGAGGUAAUAAGGAGGUAAUAAAGGAGUGAUUUGAUUUCUAACUUGUACACUCCAGCCUCCAGCCUCUGCUCCUAGUUAGUGAGUGUACUCUGCAAGCAGUAUUCAAAUUUGAGGCUAAUGAUAGAGUGAGGCCGAGAGAGGGAAAGUGUUUGUGGUCAUUUAAUUGAUAAAAGAGAGCAGUAACGAUGCCAUAAGUGGCACUUCCACACUUCUCUGAGGGCACAGUCAUAGAGGCUGCUGUGGUCUCUGCAGCCGAGUAAAGGAGGAGGAUGGAGAGAAGCACAGCUGGAGAGUCUGUCAGUACUGGAAGAGGUGUAUGAGUGUAGUGGGGGUCAUUUAAAAGCCUACAUGUAACCUCAUCACAUCCAAGACAAGGCCUGUUGGUUUGAUAAAUCUCGCUCAGCCCAGGAAAUGUUUGAUUGCUUUGAUGACUUAGGUUGUUGCUCAAACUUGAUGCGAAGUUUAAGGAUUAAAGGAAGCGAUCUUUAAAAUCAGUAACAAAAAACAUCAGUUAUAAUUUAUUUUUGCUGAUGCAAUCACUUGUUUUUAACUUGAGAGUUGUUUAUUUCUUAGAGGGCCUUUCUCCUUUUUGUAGAACCUGAUAGUAAAUAUCUGCAGAGCUUUUUUUCUUUAAAUACGUGAUACCCAAUUCAUUUAAUUCAGUUCAAUUUAAUUUUCAGUUUUGUUUUUUAAUUCAUAGAUUUUUCUGUUUUCGAACAGUAGAUAGAAAUGGAUAAAAUCAGUGACUCUACAAAAAGAAAAACUUUCCAUUUUAUUUGAUCUGGAAGCAACUGCAUUUGCACAAAAACAAACACAUUUAUGUCCAAAAAAUGCACCAAAUGUUUUAGCUUUUCAAAAGUAAGACUAAUUGUCUAAUUCAGUUUUUGUGCUUUUUCUUCAUAAAUAUCAUUGGCAACAUCUACAUAAACUGUCAUGUAAUUUGGAGAUGGUAGAACUCUGCAGAUAGCUUAUUAUCAAGUCUUGCCUGAUACUUUUGCUUCAUACUCACUCUCAUUUCAGAUUUUUGUGAUUAAUAGUUGCUACAGCAGUUUACCUUUUCAUCAAACGUUUCUUUCACCAACACCUGUUUUAUUUUCAAUUUAGCUGUCAUUUUAUUUUAGGUGUCAUAUCCACUUUUCUCAGCACUUCAUUUAGUUUAACAUGCAUGAAAUCUACUGCAAUAAAUGGCAGCCUGUUAACUUUUAGCUCGUUCAAGCUUCAUUUCACUGGCACAUUUUCAUGAAACAUGAGUAGUUUUUUUUGUUUUGAGUUUUUGCUUGCCUUAGAUUGCUUCAGUAGAAACUUGUGUGAUGUUCUAACUUGUCUUAGAUUGGUGUUUCUUUGUGCAUUUGUGUCUGGAGCUCGUAUGUCUAUUAAUCACAGUUAAUUCAGAUGGGUUUAAUGUAAUAUUGUCUGUAGAUAUAGUUCCCUUGCUCACUAUUCAUCCUGCACUGCCUCAGCUUGGAUGUUCAGCUUUCAUCAGCCGUUGAUGUUUCUGUAAUUGUUUAAAAAGUUAGCUAGAUUCCUACAUUUCCCAGCUCCCCUGCAUGGUGUUUACUUUAGUGUUCAGUGAAAUCUGCUGUGUUGAGUGCUGCUGCAUUUUAGUGUCAAAACAAAUGAUGUAGAGACAGCCAGUUAUGCAAAACUUCACUAAUUCAUCUUCCAUUAAUAAAAAUCUUUGAAAUUCAG